Molecule: messenger RNA, 1227 nt
Organism: Auanema sp. JU1783
Lineage: Eukaryota; Metazoa; Nematoda; Chromadorea; Rhabditida; Rhabditidae
Source: the annotation of a GenBank genome assembly
AUGGAGUUACCGCUUCCUAAUGCUUCUGCUUCCUCACCUACACAGCCGAUAUCCCCCAGCUCAUUGGAAGAGGUUAUUUCAGAUUUCAAAACAAUAAGUUUUGAUACUGAAUAUCCAACAAGCCAGAUGGAUAAAGUAAUCGGCGAUGCAAGAGAGAGUCCAAAUGAAAAAGCAUCUGAUAUGGUCUUGGAAAUAACUCCGAGUCAGAAGAGUAGCCAGGUGACUGCUAAACCUCCGCCAUUUGAAAUUCCGGAGAAGAAGGAAAUGAACAUAGUCGAUAGGCUUCGAGCCAAACUGAACAUUGGAAAUGAGCUUUACCGUGCCACAUUGGCCGAGUUAUUCUGUACAGGAUUUCUAUUGUUUGCUGGAACAUCCGUAAAUGCUCAAUUUGUUCUUUCGAAAAGAAGAAACAAUGAUUGGAUCGGAGUAUCCGUCGGAUGGGGCCUUGUACUGAUGUUUGCUGUUCUUAUGGGUCAGCGCAUUUCAGGAGCUCAUCUUAACCCAGCUGUUUCGUUCUUCCAGCUUACUCAAGGAAAAAUCAAUGCUAUCCGAUUUAUUCUAUUUGCUAUUGCUCAAAAUGUGGGAGCGUUCUUUGGAGCCAUGCUCACAUACAUUGUAUACUACGAUGCCAUCAACGUUUAUGAUCAUGGACUUCGUAAUGUUACUGGACCAGCUGCUACAGCUCAUAUCUUCGCCACAUAUCCUGCUUCAUACCUCAGCACUUUUGGUGGAAUAAUUGACCAGAUUGUUGGAACCGCCGUUUUGUGUAUGGGAAUUGCCGCCAUCACAGAUAGAAGAAAUCGCAUUCCCCCUUUCCUCCAACCAGCUUUUGUUGGUAGUCUUUUGGCUCUUCUUGGAAUGUUCGUUGCCAUGAAUGCCGGUUAUGCCGUCAAUCCAGCAAGGGAUUUCGCUCCCAGACUCUUCACACUCAUUGUUGGCUAUGGAUGGAAAGUCAUCAGUUAUCGUUCAUACAAGUGGUUCCUCAUCCCAAUCAUUUGCCCAAUGAUUGGAGCUUUAGUGGGAGCAUGGCUAUACGAGUUCUUUAUUGGAUUCCACAUUCCUGAUGAUCCAGAAACUACCUAUAUCCACCGAAUUCUUGAUGACCGUAACCCAGACGGUCAACUUCGCGAAGUUCAUUUAAUUGAAACGAAACCAUACAGUGAAUCAGAAAAGAUAAAAGAAGCAAAUGGAGAGCAGACUACACCAACUCAAUAUAGAAAUAUGUAA